Drosophila mojavensis is the source of this 5034-nucleotide messenger RNA. It is a transcript of the gene rho-5, whose product is annotated as inactive rhomboid protein 1. Lineage: Eukaryota; Metazoa; Arthropoda; Insecta; Diptera; Drosophilidae. The record is from RefSeq and is a predicted model, not a curated record. Gene Ontology annotation, molecular function: serine-type endopeptidase activity. Gene Ontology annotation, cellular component: endoplasmic reticulum membrane. The transcript is spliced from 7 exons. Gene Ontology annotation, biological process: regulation of protein secretion; regulation of epidermal growth factor receptor signaling pathway. Bases 197 to 4837 code for a protein of 1546 amino acids.
GUAUGUAUUUAAAAAAUUUCGCUCUUUAUUUGGUAAAGAACAAAUUGAAACAGAACGAUAACAAAAUGUAAAUGAAUUUUUUUAAAUACCGAAAAUUCAUUCCAGAGUACAUGACACACAUAACACCAACUGAAAAUGUGAAUGCAAUCCACAAUUAUAAGCUACUUAGGAGUGAAUCACAGCCAGAUAACUAAAUAUGUAUCCCAAUCCACGACGCAAUGAUUUCACGGUAUUAGGGGCGACCGGAUCUGGAGCCGGAACGGAAGCCGCGGCCGGCGAAAACACUUCUGCCACAGUAGGAUGUCAAAAGUCAUUGAACUACCAGCUUUCGCUAAAAUCUAAUGGAGAUGAGUCAAUGAUCGCAAUAGCCGGUCGAUUCAGUCCGCAUCCGAAUGAGAUAUACUUGGCUCAGUCUGGUAAGCUAACAAUACCAUUGGCCAAAUUUGAUGAUACGCUAGUUAAUGGCAGUCUGCCACCACCAUCACCGGCUCCGCAUAGCGAUUGCUUGCCGACAAGUCUUAGUCAAAAUCAAAAUCAAUCGAAUUUUCAUAGUAAAAUCGGUAUUUGCAACAGUAAUGCAGCGAAUCAACUACAACAGCUAAAUCUAAAUAAUUUUCAACAUCACGCCCACUCGCAAUGUCAUCCGUUGUCAUCAUCGAACUCGUCUUCGUCCCUCUGUACAAACAAUUCCGUACUAAGCAUGCAGCCUGACAAUUCGGCAAGUACUCACUAUAAGCAGAUUGACAAAUAUAGUAUUCAGCAGCAUUCAAGUGCUACACGUGCCAUGUCGCCCAACACGAAAUAUCGCUAUCGAGACUCGUCACAAAAAUUGAAAUUAAUGGAAGCAAUAAACUUAGCAACAGUUGCAACAGCAACGUCUUCAGCUCAAAUUCAAAUUCCGACUUCAGCUUCGGCUUCGGCUUCAAACUCUGCUUCGGGUACAGCUUCAUCAAUGGGAAGAUAUUUUAUAACACCCAAGCAAGUGAUGAAAUGCGAUUCAUAUGGUGCUUAUUUGGGGCCAACGGUGCAUACACCAGUGAAACGCUAUGUUCCAACACCACCCCCAGUUAGUGACGUAUACUCAGACUUGCCGGUAACGUCACCCUUGCUGCAAUCACAAUAUGUGAAUAUACCAUAUAGUUAUCGAACCAAGUGUUGUCACAAUGAUCACCAGCAAAGUGAAACUAGCCAGCUACAAUCCAAUUACUCGAAAAGUGAGCAGACCUACAAUAUGACAUCGACAUCAACAACAUCUACGAGCUGUCCAUGCUCGUCCUCAUCGUCAAUCUCAUCGUUUCCAACACCACUAGCUGCAGCGAGUGUAUGUUCACCAAAUGUUGGAUCUAAUACAAAUGGUGUUGGAACGUGCAGCAAAUUUCGAUCGUCAGCAAUUGAUUCACGUUCCAUAAUCUGUAGUAACUCAGAUGAGAGCGAAGCCCUUAUAACCUUACAUUCAACAAUGGCACAGAGCGAAUCACAGCGUCAAAACUUAACCCAAAUUCAGGCUCCGAGUCAAGUUCAGGGUGAAGACACUGGCGGUACCUGUUUGCAUUGUAAUACAACGCGGCGCACAACGGGUGUGCAUCAGACAACUCAGACAACUGGGCCAAUUAGCCCAGUACCAGUAGGGCUGCCCAUGUCAUCGGAUCUGGGUAAGCUAAAACUGCACGACCAGGAAAUUUUAUUAGCAGCUCAAGGCAAUAUUAUUGCGUUGGAUGCAAAUUCUUCUGAAAUAUAUUCGAUGUCACAACAACAACAAUUGAAGAUCAACGAAACCUUUCACCGUCAAACACAGCACCCACAGGAAAUCUAUCAGGCUGCUCAGCUUUCUAACUCUCAUAAUUUGCAGCAGCUUCAGAAUCUCCAGCGACAACCAGUCUCCAUGCAACACAAACAGCAGCAACAGCAACAGCAGCAACAGCGUCAGCUUCAGCAGCAACAGCAGCAACAGCAUCAGCAGCAACAGCAGCAGCAGCAGCAGCAGUUGCAGCAACUGAUUCAUCGGCAUUCAUGCAAGAAACGUAUAAUAAUUCAUUUGAGAAGGGAAAUUUCGCGUUUCUUUGGAGUGGAAGCGAGUACUGAAGCAACAGACUUUGCCAUCUGGUAUGGACGCCAUCGACGUCUGGCAAUCAGACGCUUCGGUCCAUUGAACGAGCUAGAAUUUAAUGUGGACAAUGGACGGGAUGGAACAAUUAUUGAGGCAAAUGGGAAUAGCAAUAGUACUAACAACUACUAUGCAACCGAUCGUCCCGAUAUAUUGCCAGCUCAAGAUUCGCAGCAUGCGAAUGUAUCUGUUGGGACUUCUAGAUGGCGAAAAUGUUAUGCCAGAAACGAUUUUAAUUCCAAUGAAUUUGUGGAACGAAAAGCUUCGGUGGCACAUAUGUUGAUGACAGGUGUUAGCUAUUUGAUCAACGUAUUCCAGUUACGGUCUGCGAAUUUCGGGCACGCUAUCAACAUUAACCAGCGACGUCAUCGUCAAUGGUCGCGCAGUUUUGCACCAAUCCAUGUGCAUGGCAGAGAACUGGAUAUGGAUGCUGUUGGAGAUUGUAACAUUAGCAUUGCCGAUAGCCUAGCUGCGUUGAUCGAUGACGAGGUCUUCUUUGAUUAUCCUUGCGAUAUUUCAAAGUCUCUAGUUAACGAGGAGAACUCUGAACAAGCAAACAAACAUAAUGGAGUCAUAGUUGGUGAUAGUGUUGAGACCAACGUUGGUGUUUAUAUGGCUGAGCGACAUCAUAAUGGUUGGCGCAUAUCGGCUCUUAACGGCAAUGGAAAUGGACCCGAUCUUCCUUUGAUGCCUGAUCACAUGCCUCUCGGCGCCAGCAACAACAGUAGCAAUCCUGUUCCAUCUCUGUUGCGCGCCAAUUUACCAUCAAAUUUGACAUCAACAUCAGCUAUGAGUCGUGGGAACCGAAUUACCCCUAAAUUGCUCGAUGGAGUUUUAGAGAACUCGCGUCGUCCACAAAGGCAACACAUCAAAUACUUGGCCAUUAAUGAUUUGGACGAUCGUUGCGAUCAUAGGCCCUUCUUUACAUACUGGAUAAAUACGGUGCAAAUUGCUGUGCUUUUACUAUCAAUUGUUUGUUAUGGCAUCGCACCGAUAGGCUUUGGCAACGAUCAAAAGACCGGACAGGUGCUGGUUACUAGUUUAAGUCUGCAAACGGUGCAGCACAUCGAGCAGCGAAAUCUUUGGAUAGGUCCUCGCAACAAUGAUCUUGUCCACAUGGGUGCCAAAUUUGCAGCCUGCAUGCGGCGAGAUGUUAAAGUAAUGGAAGUUGUAACAAAAACCCGAAGACAGGAGCGUGAAACGGCCUGUUGUAUACGGAAUGAUGAUUCCGGCUGCGUGCAAAGCUCACAGGCGGAUUGCUCAAUACGGGGUCUUUAUCCAACAAAGUCCAUAUCCACUUGGAAAAAAUGGUCACCCGGCGAAUCGGGCCCCGGCGGACGGAUAUCAGGUUCAGUAUGUGGUCUAGAUCCAAAAUUUUGCGAUGCACCCGCUUCGAUUGCUCCGUACGAGUGGCCCGAUGACAUAACUAAAUGGCCAAUUUGCCGGAAAACUAAUUCAUUUUCUCAACGAUAUCGCUAUAAAGAUCACACGGCUGAGCAUAUGGUCUGUGAAGUGAUCGGUCAUCCCUGCUGUACCGGAGUCUAUGGAGAAUGUAGGAUAACCACACGCGAGUAUUGUGAUUUCGUUAAUGGAUACUUUCAUGAAGAAGCUUCUCUCUGUUCACAAAUAUCCUGCCUGAAUAACGUUUGCGGCAUGUUUCCCUUUAUUGCCGUGGAAAUACCAGAUCAGAUAUAUAGACUUCUGACAUCGCUGUGCAUGCAUGCUGGCAUUUUGCACUUGGCAAUUACGCUUAUAUUUCAGUAUUUAUUUCUCGCAGACUUGGAAAGAUUGAUUGGCACUUUGCGGACAACUGUAGUUUACAUAAUGUCUGGCUUGGCUGGAAAUCUAACCAGUGCAGUUCUAGUACCGCAUAGACCUGAGGUGGGACCCUCAGCAUCUCUUUGUGGUGUAGUGUCGUCGCUGGUUGCACUCCUCUUAUGGAUGCAUUGGAAGCAUGUGAAAAAGCCAUACAUGUCAUUAUUUAAGAUGUUGCUUUUGACAACAGUUCUUUUCGGAAUUGGUACACUGCCGUAUCAACUAAAUUUUGCUGGACUUCUGGCUGGGUUUGGAUGUGGUACAUUUCUAACAAUAGCGCUGGUACCAUUUGCGUCUUUCACCAAGUACAGACGCAGGAAAAAGAUAAAUCUUAUUUGGACAUGCCUGCUGUUCCAUUUCUUUAUGUAUAUGACUCUGGCGACAACUUUUUACAUUUACCCCAGCGAAUUUAACACGUUUAGCUUUGUGGAUGAUAUAUUCGGGAGCAAUAAUGGCAACAAAUACAUUGUUCCUACAAACAGUAAUAUAGGUCAGCACCAUGGCGAGGUAAGCAGCACAACCCGCAGAUAUUCCGAGACACAAAAGCCUCAAUAUUAUUAUCACCAUCACUCGGAAGACAUAAUCCGGAACACCGUAGCAUAUCCUGAAGUUAAUACUAAAUCGCACAUCUAUGCAGAAACUAAGGCGCGUCGGCAAAAAGAUUUUGAUCUCUGGCAAGAAGGACUUUACCCUCGAUCAUUUCGCUACAGUUCCAACUAUAGCGAUCGCAUAUAUAACAAAAUUCAAUCGAAUCUACUGUCGGAAACAAAUCUAUUAAGCCACAAGACACAAGACUCGCUUGUCCCAUCUUCGACCCGAAAGAAAAGCAUUUCUCGAAGUAUAAAGGAGGCGUUGGAUCUUAAUACCAACACUAAACAUGUUGAAAAUAUAAAUGAUAAAAAUUUAAAGGGCCUCUAAAUCUUCCCCACUCAAAAUAACACAUCUAUGUCAAGCAACAAAUACACAAUAAAUAAUUGCACUAAAUACUACAAUAUGUACAUAAAUAUACAUACCUAAACAUAUAUGUACAUGCCCACAAAAAUGCACAAUAUUUUGCAUGUAUCGUGGUCAGUACUUAAUAAAAUAUUAAAACAAUUUAAGAUUUAUCAACCAAA